Molecule: messenger RNA, 1716 nt
Organism: Westerdykella ornata
Lineage: Eukaryota; Fungi; Ascomycota; Dothideomycetes; Pleosporales; Sporormiaceae
Exons: 4
Coding region: 1-1716 (571 amino acids)
Source: RefSeq, a predicted model, not a curated record
AUGACACACAUUGCCAAUUGCAUCCGGCAUGACGCCGCGAAGUCCAACAUUUAUAUCCCUCAGGAAACAUCCCCCUCAAAACUUCUCUCAGUGGAAAGCAUUGGCCCACUGGAGAAGGGUACCUCUCCUGUGAGCCCCCAGGUGCUAUCAGCAUCCAGAUACCAGUUGUGGCCUGCACCCCAGAGAGUCCUCAAGUCUGCUGCUUCGUCAGAUAAACUAUCUGCUCUUUCCAUGGGCCGCUCCCCGACCUCCCUAAGUGACACUGCCGUUUGUGAAGGCCUUCCGUUCUGGCAGCGGAGUGGCUCACUGUCUAGGCGUCGUAAGGUGAGCGUGCCCGAGCUGGGUUCAACCAUGGCUACCGUUCAAGAAGCCGCCAUUGAUUCUCCAACUAUUCCGGGUCGCCCUCCCCUCCGCAAGAUUGCAUCCGAAGCAGUCUUCACCCAUGAGAGAUCCACCAGUGCCCCUGGCACAAACUGGAGAAGUGGCCCAUUUGGCGACGCUCUCGUAGCGUGCGUAACUGGCCCUUCGUCGAUUCCUCCUGAGGAGCACGCAUCCUCCACUAUGGAAACCGCUAAAGCCGUCGAGCUCGAACCCUCAGCCCCAGUUGGGAAGCCUCUAUCUCCUAUACUUAGCCCCGGCAUUAAACCGACCUUGAAGGUUGAUACCAGCACCAUUCCUGAUGCCAUUGAGAAACCACCGGAAGUACCACCAAAGUCUCCCGCUCAUGAGCGCCGAGGCUCACCCGCCCCUCUUGUCCUGCACUCCAAAUCCAGCAAAACACAGCUCAUCACACCGGCAUCCGUUACUUCCGGGGGCACGACCCCACUAAGUGCCUUUGACUCACGACGCUCUCCCAAUACAAGCGUCGGCCUCGCUACGCCUUUGUCCGCCAUGUCAAACCCAUUCGGUGCUACAUCGCCAUUAACUGCCCUCGACCGCCGCGGCUCGCCCCGGGUUGAGAAGCGAGAUCCCCUGCCGGCACACAAUAGGAACAUGUCGGAUACAUCCGUAAUGGAUCGCGGUAGACCAGUGCGCCGGUCCAGCAAAAGGCAGAGAAGUCGGACCUGCUCGGAAACCAACAUCCUGGAACCCCCUGUGCAGGAUACCUGGCAGCUGCCGACAGGCAUGCGAGUCCAGGAUGCUUCGGUACGGAUGAACGAAGCAGAUAAGAAACACCUCCACAAGCAAGCGCACGACCAAGCAGAAAAGUUCGAAGUCCUCCAAAAGCGAGACGUUGCAUCAAUGUCUAGGGAACUUCGAGCCUUGGAUGAGCGCUGUGACUACCUCCGGAGGACGUACAAGUCUCUACGGGCUGGGCGUCAGAAGCUUCAUAGCCGCAUGAUCUCUUAUCUCAAGCGAGGAGAGACAGUCAUCUUCUCUCGCGAAUCUUUACUUAAGCAGGAAGAAGCUCUAGCCGAACUUGAUGUCUCUAUCGAUGAAUUCAUCCUCAAGCUUGAACAAGCCGAGAACAGACGCCUACGCCUCCGUCAGAAACUUCUGGAGCAUGUUGCAGCGGCUCUCGUUCUUCAGCCGUCGGCAAUGCAACCCGAACUGGCCGAGAACACGCCACCGCGAAGUCCAAUCAAGGCCGAGAGUCCCGCGCGUACGGAGCGUAGAGAUGUCCAAUCCAUCAAGAUAUAUGCCGAUGGUCAUGUCCUGAACCUUUUCUCGGACAUUGAACAGGCCAUUGGAAAGAUGUGCGAGCAAGCAUGUUAG